This is a messenger RNA of Phyllotreta striolata, 924 nucleotides long. The record is from the annotation of a GenBank genome assembly. Lineage: Eukaryota; Metazoa; Arthropoda; Insecta; Coleoptera; Chrysomelidae.
AUGAACAACGUCCAGCCUGCUGUUUGCUCCGAUAAUUCCAUGAAAGAUGAUCCUCUCGAUUUCAUCGAGAAAUUCUCCAUGUACAAACUCUCCUACAAACACAAGAGAACCAGCCAAAUAAUUUGCUACACCCUCUUCGGACUCAUCGAAUUCUACAACCUCCUCUUUCUACUCGAAUUCGCCAUGACGCGAAACACCGCUCUACUCAAACGAUAUUUAGUCACCAUCAUCUGCCAACAACCAGCUUGUUUGAUGUUCGCAAUCCGGCCGUACUUCCUCAAGUACCUCAGCACCGUGCAGGACUUCUACUUCGAGUACUACGCCUCGCCGAAGACGCCCCGCGGCGGUUUCAACGCCUCGAAGAUACUCUCCACCAAAAUCGUCUGUUCGAUCCUCUUCGUCCUCUCGCUGGCCGUCCAAUUGGUUUUCGUGGCGGUCAAUCAUCUGCACAUCGAUCGAUCCGCGAUGUACCACUUCCAGUACGUCCUGUUGCUGCAGGAUUUCUACCCGGUGUACGUGCUGUUUGUGGUUGUAACUUACGCUGUAGCUGCAGCUUCUGCUUAUAUAGUGGUUUAUCCAGUCGUAGCUGCUGUUUAUAUCGUGGUGCAUCUGCAGUUGCAGUUCCAGUAUUUGAACGAUUAUUUGGAUAGGGAGGUUAAGGGGCUCGAUAUAGGAGAGGAGGGUUAUCAGGAGGCGAUAAGGGAGAGAUUGUUGUUUUGCAGCGAAGGUUUCUACGGCAUUUUGAACAAAUCGCCUUGGAUAUACUGGAACAGAAACAACCAAAAUAUGAUGCUAAUGAUGCUGGUGAACGCGAAAGACCCGUUCAAAAUCACCUUAUCCGGACUGUUUACGCUAAAUUACGCUAUGAUUGUAUCAGCUGCUCGUCUAUGCUACAGCUUUACAACAGUCGCUAUUAAAAUAUAA